AUGUCUGAGCUACAGUGGAAAGGGUUGGACAGUCGGAGGAGGAGAGAGCGAGGGGAGAGCGAGGAGGGACGAAGGCCAGUCCAACAAAUCAAACCACCCAGUAAUCCACGAGCUCUCCUACCUCCUCAUUACCCCACCUACCACCUCUCCCACAGACCCCCUCAUUUACCCACCUACAACCUCUCCCACAGACCUCCUCAUUACCCCACCUACCACCUUCUCACACAGCCCUCCUCAUUACCCCUACCUACCACCUCUCCCACAGACCUCCUCAUUACCCCACCUACCACCUCGCCCACAGCUCCUCAUUACUCCCUCUACCACCACACCUCAUUACCACCUACCACCUCGCCCACAGCCCUCCUCAUUACUCCCACCUACCACCUCGCCCACAGACCUCCUCUCAUUACCCACCUACCACCUCCCACAGACCUCCAUUACCCCACCUACCACCACCUCUCCCACAGACCUCCUCAUUACCCCAACUACCACCUCUCCCACAGACCCCUCAUUACCACACCUACCACCUCGCCCACAGCCCUCCUCAUUACCCAACCUACCACCUUUCACACAGACCUCCUCAUUACCCCACCUACCACCUCGCCCACAGACCUCCUCAUUACCCCACCUACCACCUCGCCCACUGACCUCCUCAUUACCCCACCUACCACCUCGCCCACAGACCUCCUCAUUACCCCACCUACCACUUCUCCCACAGACCUCCUCAUUACCCCACCUACCACCUCUCCCACAUACCUCCUCAUUACCCCAACUACCACCUCUACCACAGACCCCUCAUUACUACACCUACCACCUCGCCCACAGCCCUCCUCAUUACCCAACCUACUACCUUUCACAGAGCCCCCUCAUUACCCCACCUACCACCUCUUCCCACAGACCUCCUCAUUACCACACCUACCACCUUCUCCCACAGACCUCCCUAUUACCACCACCUACCACCUCGCCCACAGACCUCCCUCAUUACCUACCUACCACCUCUCCCACAGACCUCCCUCAUUACCCCACCUACCACCCUCGCCCACAGACCUCCCUCAUUCCCCACCUACCACCUCGCCCACAGACCUCCUCAUUUCCCCCCUAACCUACCACCUCUCCCACAGACCCUCAUUACCACACCUACCACCUCGCCCACAGACCCUCCCUCAUUACCCACCUACCACCUCUCACACAGACCUCCUCUUUAUUCCCACCCUACCACCUCGCACACAGACUCCUCUCCUCCCUCCCCACUACCUCACCCACCACCUCCCUCAUUACCACCACAGACCUCGCCCUCAUUACCCCACCUACCACCUCACCCUCACACCCCUCCUACCACCUCCCCACAGACCCCUCGUUACUCCCACCUACCACCUCGCCCACAGACCUCCCCAUUACCCCACCUACCACCUCGCCCACGAGCCCACCCCAUUACCCAACCUACCACCUCGCCCACUAUUAGACCCUUCUCAUUCCCCACCUUACCACCACCUCCCACAGCCUCCACCCUCACCCACUGUGCCUCAUUACCCCACUUUACCACCUCGCCCACAGAGCCUACCACCCCACCUGCCACUUUAUCCUCCACAUAUCCACCCCACCUACCACCUCACCCACAGACCUCCUCAUUACCCCACCUACCACCUCACCUACAUCAGAGCUCCCCUCAUUACCCCACCUACCACCUCACCCACAGCCCUCCCUAUCAUUACCCCAACCUACCACCUCACCCACAGACCCUCAUUACCCCACCUACCACCUCACCCACAGCCCUCCCUUUAUUACCACACCUACCACCUGCCCACAGACCUCCUCUAUUACCCCACCUACCACCUCCUGCACCUACAGACCUCUCAUUACCCCACCCUACCACCUCGCCCACAGACCCUCAUUACCCCAACCUACCACCUCUGCCCACAGACCCUCUCAUUACCCCAUAAUUCCACCUCCCCACAGACCCCUUCAUUACCACACCUACCACCUCUCCCCACAGACCCCACCCUCAUUACCCACAUACCACCUCCACAGAGCCCUAUCAUCACACCACCUCUCCCCACAGACCCCACAUUACCACCUCUCCCACAGAUCUCCCACACUACUCCCAUACCACUUCUCGCCACUGAGUCUCCAUCUUCCCUUAUUACCCCCACCACCUACCACCUCCCCCACAGACCUCCUUAUUACCCCACCCACCACCUGCCCACAGACCUCCUCCUCACACCUACCACCCUGCCCACAGCUCCCAUUCCCACACCACCUACACCUCACAAACCCCUCCUUCCACCUCCCCACCCAUUCCCACCUACCACCUCGCCUACAGAGCCCCACACCCCACCUGCCACCUAUCCCACACACCCACUCAUUACCCCCACCUACCACCUCACCCAACAGACCUCUCAUUACCCACACCUACCACCUCUCCCCCACAGCCUCCCUCAUAACCCCACCUACCACCUCACCCACAGAGCCUCUCAUUACCCCACCUACCACCUCACCCACAUACCCUCUCAUUACCAUUACCACCUACCACCUCUCACCCACAGCCCUCCCCCAUUACCCCACCUACCACCUCUCCCACAGAGCCUCCUCAUUACCCCCACCUACCACCUCGCCUUACAGCCCUCCUCAUUACCCCACACCUACCACCUCGCCUACAGACCUCAUUCCCACCCCCACCUCAUUACCCCCACCUACCACCUCAAGCCAGCAGCCCUCCUCAUUACCCCCCACCUACCACCCCGUCCACAUCCCUCCUCAUUACCCCACCUACCACCUCUCCCACAUACCCCUCAUUACCCCACCUACCACCUCGCCCACAGACCCCUCAUUACCCCACCAACCACCUCGUCCACAGACCUCCUCAUUACCCCACCUACCACCUCACCCACAGACCUCCUCAUUACCAGCAUCUGCAACGUUGUUUUCAGGACCUACCUGUAA
This is a messenger RNA of Haliotis rubra (blacklip abalone), 2940 nucleotides long. Its product is annotated as extensin-like. The coding region runs from base 1 to 2940 and encodes 979 amino acids. The record is from RefSeq and is a predicted model, not a curated record. Lineage: Eukaryota; Metazoa; Mollusca; Gastropoda; Lepetellida; Haliotidae. The transcript has 4 exons.